GACUGUAAUUGAUGGUUGGACGCGGUUGAACCAUGGGUUUGGGUUUGACGUUGAUUUACCAACUGAAGACAUUCUUCUGCAACGUGCUAGCUACUUUACAAAGCAUAAUGUAUCGUGCACUGAAAGUAUGAUACACUUUGCAUAAAAUGAAACACUUUAUUUAAAAGGUCAGAGGCUCGUUCAACAAGACGUUUUAUCCAAACUAAGAUAAGGUGCACCAUGGCGAAUCAUUUCCACCUGAACACGCCGCUGCUGGAGAGUGUCAGCAUGUCCAAACGCGUGGGAACAGCUGUGUAUCUGAAGAUGGAGAAUUCACAGCCCUCCGGCUCUUUCAAGAUCCGUGGCAUCGGACACCUCUGCCAGCAGAUGGUCAGACAGUCCAAAGGGGUUGUUUGCUCUUCAGGUGGUAAUGCAGGCAUGGCUGCAGCCUACGUAGCCAGAAAAAUGGGUGUACCAGCCACCAUCGUAGUUCCCUCCUCAUCUCCUCAGUUGGUCGUUCAGAGACUCCAGGAUCAGGGCGCUACUGUCAAGAUUACAGGCAAGGUUUGGGAUGACGCCAAUGCAGAGGCUCUCAGACUGGCAGAGACGGAAGGACUCACCUACGUUCCUCCAUUCGAUCACCCCCUGCUCUGGCAGGGCCACAGCAGUAUGAUCACAGAGGUGGCAGCAUCUCUGGGGCCCGGGGUGAAGCCUGGAGCUGUGCUGCUGUCUGUGGGCGGAGGAGGGCUCCUCUGUGGUGUCAUCCAGGGCCUGAAGGAUGUAGGCUGGACAGAUGUACCCGUCGUUGCAAUGGAGACGGUGGGGGCCGACUGUUUUAACGCUGCGGUUAAGGCGGGGAGGUUGGUCACCCUGGAUGACAUCACCAGCGAGGCGAAAUGUCUCGGAGCAAAGACCGUUUGCAAGAAAGCUUUUGAAUACAGCCAGUGCAACGAGCUUACAAUCAUUUCUGAACUUGUGACUGACGAGCAAGCUCUGCGUGCUGUCGAAACAUUCCUGGAUGAAGAGCGUGUGUUGGUGGGGAUGGCGUGCGGAGCAACUAGCAGCUGUCUACAGCGGACUUAUACGCAGAUUACAGGUGAAGGUCUGCUGCCGACUCUCUUGGGCCCCCUGCUGGUGAUCGUGUGCGGUGGCAGCAGCGUCGACAUGGAGCAGCUGACCAACCUCAAACACAAACUGCAGACUUAAAGUACUGUAUGUACUGUAUGCAAACGUGUGUGUACGGGCAACCCAUUCUCACUCCUAACUCAACUUCAAAUACAGCAGCUUUUUCAGUGGCUCUCAGCAUCUGAUACUGACGCACAAGGCCCCCGUUGAGUCUGUAUGAGACAGUCUUGCAAUUGCUCGACCUCGGCGCUGUGACAUGACGUAGUAUUAAGAGCGGCGAAGUCCGCGUGGGGGGGGAAAGUCGGGAUGGAUGGAUGUGGAACUUAUUUGAACUAAUAUAACAUGCCAACUAAGUUACGUUACAUAGGUAACAUAAUUUAACGUCACACACGUAAGUUAUGCAGCAAACACACUUUUAAGUUCAAUUCAGUUUUAUUUAUAUAGCGCCAAAUCACAACAGUUAUCUCACUGCGCUUUUCAUAAAAGAGCAGGUCUAGACCGGACUCUGUGAGGUUAUUUACAAAACUCAACAAUUCCCACCAAGAGCAAGCAACAGGCGACAGAGGCAAGGAAAAACUUCCUUUUAAGAGGCAGAAACCUCGACCAGAACCAUGGCUCAGGGUGGGCGGUCAUCUGCCUCGACCGCCCACCCUGAGUCAAGCCACGCUCUGCGUGGAGUCUCGGCAGAACCAUGAAUGAGUCUUAAGCAUAACUAACCCUGCCUUGCAUGUUGAAAAAUGACGUCAAAGUGGUUUCCAGUGCGUUCAAAAGGGUGACGCUUAGGGGUACUGACUAAGCGGCCGUAUUAUUAUAUUAAUGUGAAACCAUGUGAGUCUAUUUGCGUGACCACUGUUGGGCUACACCAGCUAAACGAACUGGGUUGAUGGAUGAAUAAAUAAAAAAAAGUGCAAGAACUACAGAAAUCUAAUGUGGAAACAAAAUUGUGGUUUGCAAUGUUGGUAGUUAAGAAAAUUAGUGGCUCUUAUUUUGCAGUUUACUUUUUAAGUCGCGUGUAGUAUGAAAAUGCUAUGUCUUCAGUUAUAAAUAAGUGAGUGAGUCAUUACAUGUAAACGAGUUUUAAGAAUUCAAUUACUAAGGGUAACUGCGACUCUGUGCUGCAUGUCAUCCCCCCUCCCCCCUCCCCUUUCAUUUCUUGAGCUGUCUUGUCAAUAAAGUUCUAAAAGGCUCCCAAAACUUAAAUAUACAGUAUAUACUGUAUAUUUCAGUUACUAGGUUUUACCACAUGGUGGUGUCAGUUCACCAUGCUACACACUGGUCAUCCAGUCUGAAACGAUUCCGCAUCGAACAGAUUGUUGAUGUGAUUUAAUCAUAAAUUAAAUGUACUUCAGCACCAACAGCCUGAGUUAUUACUACAUAUUACCUUUCAUCGAAAUAUUUGUGCAUUUGAGUCUUCCCUCGGCCCUUUUGUGGAUACAUGUGCAGCCCUGGUCAGUUCGAGCCAUUUUCACCCACACAUUCAAUUUAGUAGUUCAGUCAAUUUGUGUUAUGUGUAGGAAGUUAUUACUAUGGAAACAGCUCCUUACUUUUCAGCCUGCGUCAGAGAAAUCAGUGGAAAGUGUUGCAUUUAACAACCUGUUAAUAGUCUUUGCUUUCUUUUGAAACUCUCAGACAGUUGCAUAAUAUAUCAGGUUCACAAAGAGCACUAGCAGAAAAUUGACUUAAUUCUAACUUGGUAUUCAUCCAUUUGAUGACACUAAAGACUGAUCUGUUAAUAACACAUUUGAAUAAAGAUAAUUAAUGUAAACUUUG
Molecule: messenger RNA, 2874 nt
Organism: Etheostoma spectabile (orangethroat darter)
Lineage: Eukaryota; Metazoa; Chordata; Actinopteri; Perciformes; Percidae
Gene: sdsl
Product: serine dehydratase-like
Exons: 9
Coding region: 220-1185 (321 amino acids)
Biological process (GO): L-threonine catabolic process; L-serine catabolic process
Molecular function (GO): pyridoxal phosphate binding; threonine deaminase activity; L-serine ammonia-lyase activity
Source: RefSeq, a predicted model, not a curated record